CGCGUUCGUCAUCCUUCACCCGACAGCCAUCGAGCCGCACAACCCUGACGGUGGCGGCUACACCUGCCCGUUGCCGUCGCGACGGAACAACAACAAUCUGAUGGCGGCCAGGACACGCCGUCUCCGGCAAUCAUCCGCAACGACGCACACGCCGCAGCAAUGAACCGCACUCCUUCGUCGUCGGGCCUGCUCCCGCUCCCCGGCGCUCCCUCGUCUUCGUGGGCCCUCUACCGCGCCCGCCUCACUGCCCUCUUUCGCAGCCCCGAUGUCUCUGUCGUCGCCGCCUUCUGGCUGUUUGGCCUCAUUAACAAUAUCCUCUACGUCCUCGUCCUCUCGGCCGCCCAGGACCUCGUCGGCACCGCCGUGCCCAAGGGCGCCGUCCUCCUCGCCGACGUCGUCCCUUCGUUCGCCACCAAGCUCAUCGCGCCCUACUUUAUCCACCGCGUCCCCUAUGCCUUCCGGGUCUGCGUCUUCGUGACCCUCUCGUGCGCCGGCAUGCUCGUCGUCGCCGGCGCCCCCGCCGACGGCGCCGUCGGCUGGAAGCUGUUCGGCGUCGUGCUCGCCAGUCUCUCGAGCGGCGGCGGCGAGCUCAGCUUCCUCGGCCUGACGCACUACUACGGCCACGCGAGUCUCGCCGCCUGGGGCAGCGGCACCGGCGGCGCCGGCCUGAUCGGCGCCGGCCUGUACGUGCUGCUGACCGGCUGGUUCGGGCUCGGCGUCAGGGGCAGCCUGCUGGUCGGCGCCACGCUGCCCUCCGUCAUGGUGCUCGCUUUCUUCGUCGUGCUGCCGAGGGCCCCGCUCAAGGGCUGGAAGUCCGGCUACGAGCCGGUCGGCGAUUGCGAGGGCCUGCUGCCCCGCGAGGAGGACGAAGGGUUCGAGGACGUGCCCGCCGGCGCGGCGUCGGCGGGGUUGCUCGCGCCGGGACCGUCGGUGGCGGCUACCGCGUACACGCACACGCAUAACUCGCAUCAUCACGGCGCCGCCGCCCCGGGCAAGACGACGCCGUCUUCGUUGUCGUCGUUCUGGGCGAAUGUGCGCCGGGCCCGGGCGCUCUUCUUCCCCUACAUGCUCCCGUUGCUGCUGGUCUACGUCGCGGAAUACACUAUCAACCAGGGCGUGGCGCCGACGUUGCUGUUCCCGCUAGAGAAGUCGCCCUUCUCCGAGUUUCGGGAGUUCUACCCCUUCUACGGUUUCCUCUACCAGCUCGGCGUCUUCAUCUCCCGCUCCUCCACGCCCUUCGUCCGCAUUCACCACCUCUACUUCCCCUCGCUCUUGCAAGUCGCCAAUCUCGUCCUCCUGACCCUUCACGCCCUGUUCAACUUCAUCCCAUCCGUCUACAUCGUCUUGCUCAUCAUCUUUUGGGAAGGGCUGCUCGGCGGCGCCGUGUACGUCAACACGUUCGCCGAGAUCAUGGAGAAGGUCCCCGCAGAGGACCGCGAGUUCAGCCUCGGCGCGACCUCGGUCAGCGACAGCGGCGGCAUCUGCAUCGCCGGUUUCGUGGGCAUGGCCAUGGAGGUGUGGUUGUGCCAUUGGCAGGUGAGCCACGGGCGGGACUACUGCCGCCGCAUCGAAACGAGUUGAGAAGUGUGCUUCCUUUUCUUGUUGAUGCUCGCCGCCGGAUUACCAAAAGAGAAGAAAAAAAGAAAAAAAGAAACAACAAAAAAAGAAAGUCACUGGGAAAGUUUUCCCAGAAGCAUUGGAAGA
Molecule: messenger RNA, 1704 nt
Organism: Thermothelomyces thermophilus ATCC 42464
Lineage: Eukaryota; Fungi; Ascomycota; Sordariomycetes; Sordariales; Chaetomiaceae
Exons: 2
Coding region: 160-1581 (473 amino acids)
Biological process (GO): regulation of intracellular pH
Cellular component (GO): membrane; vacuole
Source: RefSeq, a predicted model, not a curated record